AUAGCGUGGCGCACGUGGGGCUGGAAGAAACGAGUGAGAUAAACAUCUGUCGGAAACAAAUCACCACAAAACCAGUGGAUGAACCAUAAAACCAUGCAAUGACCUCAAACGGGCAGUAAUCAACUUGCAAGAAACGGAAGUUAAGAGUGAUUUAACCCAAAAAUAAAAUGUAAAAAUAGUUUGAUAAACGUGAACUAAGACGAAAAAGAGUGAACUAACCUAGAAAAACGUCAAUCCCACCAGUAAAAAUCUACUAUUCACUCCAAAUAAUUUAAAAUAUCCCUCAAAAACGUGAAUCCCCAUCACAAAAGUGAAAACUCGUCUUGUCCUUAAAAAAUCAUAAAAAUGAAAGAAACAAGAGAAGUUUUACUGACCUCAGACACCUCCGGGGAGUCCUGGAGUGCUGCCAUGUGGGAUCCUUUGACAGGAUCCAUGCUAUCUCAGUUCAGAAACGCCUCGCCCCUGGCCUCAAACAGCCUGCAGCUCCUGAAAGACAGUUACCUCCUCGCAGCAGAUGCCACGAAGCCUCGAAUCCACAUCUGGCCAGUGAACUCUCAAGUUCCCCUCCCCAAUCUUCGGUUGACAACUCCGGGUAAGGUGUCCGCAAUGUCCUGCACGUCCUGUGGGACGUACAUAGCAGCUUCAGUCGAUGAGAAGGUCUUCAUCUGGCAGACGUCAACGGGAAGGCUUCUGAGGACACUUGCACGUCAUUACCAGACAGUGACGUGUCUCAAAUUCUCAGUGGAUGGCUCACACCUGGCCACUGGGGGACAGGACGGCCUCGUCUUCGUUUAUUCAGUGGCAGGGGUCAUCAAUAAUUAUAAGGAGGCUCAUCCUCUUCAUGGAUUCUCUGAUCACACUCUCGCUGUUAAGGGAAUUUAUUUUGGGGCCUUUGGAGCUAGGUGCAGAGUUGUCAGCGUGUCUUUGGAUCGAACUGCGAGGAUUUAUGACGCCAAUUCUGGGGUGCAACUGCUAACUCUGGUCCUCGAUGUCCCCCUGACGUCAGUCUGUCUAGACAAAAGGGAAUGCAACAUGUUCGUGGGCUGCACCAAUGGACACAUCAGACAAUUCGAUUUGAGGAGCCCCCCAAGAGGACGAGAACAUCAUGUGCCGGGGGAUAAAGAGGGAAAAGGAAUCUUCUUCAAGGGGCACACGAGUGGAGUCAACAAUCUGUCAGUCUCCAUCGAUUGUGUCACACUUGUGUCCGGUGCUGCUGAUGGAAACGUCAACAUCUGGAACAUUCCCAGUCGUCAGAUCAUCAGGAGCAUUCAGCAUAAAGGGGGGAUCACCAAUGUCCUACUGGUUCCUCAUUAUGCCAAUUUUGAUGUCAACAUUCUCAAGCCAAAACUGUUCGUCAAACCUCUGCAGAGGAUUGGAAAUGAGGGGGUUAAUGAUGUUCUUGAGAUUGUAAAAUGUGGGGAUGAUGAUUUACUCAAUCCUGAGGAGUUCUUCGAGGAGAGUGGAGAGGGCGAUGGGAAUGGCGAAUUGGAGAGGAAACUCAGUGAGAGUAGAGCGGAAGUUGAGAGAUUGAGAAAGAUUAAUUCGGAGAUGUAUAAGUAUGGAGUCAGGUGCCUUAUGCAUAAGAAGUAGGAGAAAAUUGUUGAAUUGGAGAGGUGGAAAUAAAGGUGGGAUGAAGGAUGUUUGGAAAUUGGAGUAGCGUGAUUUUAUUUCUGGAACCUGGAGAGUUUAGUUGUUGUUAUGUCGAAGUAUGGAGUGAUUUAUUUUGUAUUCGGGAAAUUGUGUGGGAAUGAGGGAAAAUUAUUGUGGAAUUUCAUGUUCUAGUUGGAAUUCAAGAGAAAUAAUCAUUCUAAUAAUUAUUUUAAUUAAUCCACGAAUUUUAAUUACUCCAUGAAUUUUUUUUAGACAAUUUUGUGCUUAUACUCCGGGUAGAAUUCGAUAUUGAGAAACUUUACAUAAUAGUAUAUGAAUUUCCCCAACGCUCCAAUAGAAAAAUACUCUAAAUUCAUUCACAUCCAGUGGGGCCAGAAAAUCGAUGGAGUUGAAAGCCUCAUCCCGGGGAAUAAGUAAUUUAUAUGUAAUCCAAUGUCCAUUCCGUUCAUGUAUGUCCCUCGUAAUUCCAAUUCAUUAGAAUGUAAAAGACGUUGGCAGUGAUCUUUAUGCUCGCAUUUAUUCCUCAAACACCCAGCGGGUGCAACCGUCACCCGAUUAAUUGGAUAAUCUUUGUCAAACAAUUCGUUUGAGUUUUGAGCAGUGAAUAAAUUAUUCAACGAAAAUUAUUAUCAA
Molecule: messenger RNA, 2244 nt
Organism: Diachasma alloeum
Lineage: Eukaryota; Metazoa; Arthropoda; Insecta; Hymenoptera; Braconidae
Product: WD repeat-containing protein 18
Exons: 2
Coding region: 346-1590 (414 amino acids)
Biological process (GO): rRNA processing; DNA-templated DNA replication
Cellular component (GO): nuclear pre-replicative complex
Molecular function (GO): protein binding
Source: RefSeq, a predicted model, not a curated record